Aspergillus mulundensis is the source of this 1611-nucleotide messenger RNA. Its product is annotated as putative F-box protein (Pof7). The coding region runs from base 1 to 1611 and encodes 536 amino acids. The record is from RefSeq and is a predicted model, not a curated record. Gene Ontology annotation, biological process: SCF-dependent proteasomal ubiquitin-dependent protein catabolic process. NCBI's taxonomy places the organism in Eukaryota, Fungi, Ascomycota, Eurotiomycetes, Eurotiales, Aspergillaceae. The transcript has 2 exons. Gene Ontology annotation, molecular function: protein binding. Gene Ontology annotation, cellular component: SCF ubiquitin ligase complex.
AUGGCGGACAACGCGGAGCUCGAGUCCUUUCGACGCCAGUGGCGUGAAGAAGUCUCGCGGAAAACCAAGCCCAACAACGCUCCCGGACCAUCGCGGUCGACGCCCGGCAGACCUACCGCUGCUCAACCCCGACACUUUCCGCCUACCCGUCAUGAAGCAUUUGCGCGCAAGGAAGAGGAUGAGGAAGGACCGGCAGCAUAUAGCCAGAAUGACAUAGCGCAACGACUUGAUCGACUAUCACUAGCGAAACCGGAAGAAGAAGACGCCUUCCAUCUACACUCGCGAAAGCCCCGAGCAGAGCCUACCUCAGCUCUGGAGCAUUUUGAACGAGCGGUCGAGAGAGAGGCAGAAGGCAACUUGGGGGACAGUCUACAACAUUACCGCAAGGCAUAUCGACUUGAUGCUGCUGUCGAUAAGGAGUAUCGGAACAAGCACUUCGCCGGCGCAUGGAAGAAAACACCACAGCCAGCUGUACCCAGCGAACCCACCAAAGUAGCUUCGACUGAGCAAGGACCAGUCGUGCCGACUCCGGAGCUUAUUGACUCUUUCGCCAGCGCUCCCAUCCUAUCCGCGGACCCGAUCUUCGAGGGCGACCCCCGUCCUCCAUGUCCCAUUGCGCACGUUCCGUCCGAAGUCAUAGUCGAGAUCCUCGGUCAUGUUGCAUUGGCAGAUCCAGCAGCUUUUGCCCGGAUGGCGUUGGUGUGCAAACGUUUCGCGUAUCAUUUCGCUCGUGAACAGCAUAUCUGGAAACGCCUGUGUCAAAGCGCUAAAUUCGGCUUUGAAUCAAUGCAUUAUUCUUUUGCAUGCGACAUCCACGGCAAUCCCGAAUACACGCUAGAGCCUCAGCGCCGAUAUACUCCAUUUCCUACUGAUAUCCCAGUUCAACUCCCAAGUCCACUGUCUUCAUGGAGCGAGGUUUUUCACACCUACCCACGCAUACGUUUUACCGGAAUCUAUAUUAGUACGGUAAAUUAUACACGGGCCGGUGCGGCAUCAGCAUAUUCGAAUAUCUCUUGGAACAGCCCGAUCCAUAUAGUGACAUAUUACCGCUACAUCCGUUUCUAUCCAGACGGGACUGUCAUAUACAUACUUUCGACCGUGGAGCCGGUUGAUGUGGUCCCCCAUAUUAACAAAGCGAACGUUACUGCGGCGCGGGCGACAACCCGCAAACAGAACCCACGAAACGCCGCCGACAUGGGAAGCGGAACUCAAGAACCUGUCCCUCCAAUCGCUAUGGAGGCGCUGAAGCGCGCUCAAUGGGGCCGUUGGCGUCUGUCCAAGCCAGUAUCACCCACGGAUCCUCCUGAGGAGGCUGAUAAUUCAUUUCCAAAUAAAGAUGGACCUACUGCCACACCGGACCCAAGGGACCUUGUGGUCGAGACUGAAGGCGUAGGAGCGAAAUAUGUUUAUGUCCUCCAUCUAGCUCUUCGCUCAAGUACUGCGCGACCCACCAAUGCUAACCCUUCACAUCCGAAUCCGUCGAGGAACACAAAAUUAGUUUGGAAGGGAUACUGGAGCUACGAUAAACUCACGGAUGACUGGGCUGAGUUCGGCCUCAAGAACGAUCGCGCAUUUGUCUUCCGCCGUGUUAGAGGCUGGGGCCUGAACUAA